UUGAGCGAUGGUUGUCGACAGCUUUCUCCUUAUCUCCAGCCUCCUUCUGGUGGCUGGGGUGACUCUGCUCACCACUUCCUGGCGCCGGCAGGGUUCUGACCGGCGCCGGCAAUGGUGGGGAUUGUGGCAGCAUGUGGUAGCACUGAUGUCAGGUGCUGAGAGUCAGGCAGGCAGGCACAGGAGCCGCCUGUGCAGGCCACGUGGCUCCCGGCUCCAAGCAUCACGAAGGCAGGGCAGUCCUAUCGUGCCCCAUCUCAUCCAGCCAGGGAAGACCCGGCCUUGGUUGCCAGGCAGUCCUUGCUCCUCUCUUUUCAUGAACACUGGUACUGCGAACUCCAUGGGGAAACCCGGCAGGCUUCCUGGACUGGACCAGCGCCCACAGCUUCUGGUGGCACAUGGGACCCCCAGGUCUCUCCAUCACCGUUCAAGGCCUGGCAGUGGAUUUAAAGACCUGCCACCUGAGAUCUCCAACUGCACAAAGCCACCGGUGAAGGGGAUGAUCUUUCAGGAGGGCCUUGUUCAAACAGAAGAGAGAAAACGCUGGUGGGAAUACAAGACCAAGAGGCCUGUUUGGCCUAUGCGCCCCUCAGCGCUUCCUAAAGGGCACAAGGAAGCAGGAGCAGCAGCAAGAUCAUCCCAGGGACCAGCCUUGAGCCUGGAGAAAAAAGCAGGCAGCAAAACUGAAACCUGCCAGCCCUCCAACUCUGGCUUCAUUGACAAGAGAAGCUCAGAGAAAUCAGACAGGCUUGCUAUGGAAAGGCUGUACCAGCAGCUCCUGGUGUCCCUGAAAAGGCCCAAGACUAACAACGAUGGUCAACAACAAGUCGGACAGCGGAACUGAAGAUCAACCUCCUGGCACCUCUUCCUGCACACUGCCACCAGUGGAGGAGUUGAUGGUGCAUGAGAACAUCCUUCGAACAGAGGAAUCUCAGCCCUAGGAACAUCACUUGCAUAACACAGUUUCAGUCUGAGGUCUUUCAGAUUUCUAAAAAGAUAAUUUAAUUAAAUUCAUGCUAGUCUUCAGACAAUUGCUAUCCUUCUUCCUUUCC
Messenger RNA from Coturnix japonica (Japanese quail), 1049 nucleotides. RefSeq lists its product as uncharacterized. Lineage: Eukaryota; Metazoa; Chordata; Aves; Galliformes; Phasianidae. The record is from RefSeq and is a predicted model, not a curated record.